AUGGCUCCGCGAUUGUUUUAUGGGGCUCCUCCCCGGGAUUUUUGCUCAAGAUCACGAGGAAGCCAAAAUCCGGGUUGCCCGUCUGUAAGCCAUCUCCAAAACAGGAAGAAACAUUCAGAAAAUAGGACGCAGUAUGCACGCCAUCUAAAAGGUUCCAUGAAAGACAGGAAGAUUUGUGCACUUUGGAAUGGCGGACCUCUUUAUCGCGGAAGUAAAGCAUUCGGACGCCCAGAAUUACCCCUCUGCCAAUGCCAGCUGCCUGAAAGGAUUACUGAGAUAGGCAGCGAUGUGAAAAAUGGGACCUUUUUGAGAGAAACUGGUAAUAGAAACAUGUACAUGGACGAAGUAAACCUCAAAGAUGUUAUUGGUCUGGAGGAGCUUCGGCGUCCGGAAAAUGGCGAGGAGAGGGGACAGACUGUCGAGGAUGAAGCUUGGAGCCUUCUGAAGGAAUCUGUGGUUUACUACUGUGGUAAUCCAGUUGGCACAAUUGCUGCCAAUGACCCAUCAGAUGCAAGUGUUCUUAACUACGAUCAGGUCUUUAUUCGUGAUUUCAUACCAUCUGGCGUUGCUUUCCUGUUAAAAGGAGAAUAUGAUAUUGUCCGCAACUUCAUCCUCCACACACUUCAGCUGCAGGUGACGCACUCCUUUCCAUCCUGAUACACAUUUAAUAGUUAGUGUUGACUGUGCUAUGUUAAGGUUCACGUGACAAAAAGAAGGCAAGAUAAUAACAUUUUAUAUCGAUCCAAGAACAUCUUUUUCCAUCUUCUUCCAUCUUUUUCUUUUAUCUAUAAAUUUGAAGUUACACAUAUUUAGUUCAUUUCAUUUUUAAAUUUGAAGGUUUAUAUAAGGCUAUUAAUUACUGCUAUCUGCCGAUUUGAGAACCGUCUGCCUGGAGAGUAUCCUCCCCUGGUCUAGGGUCAUUUGGGUUAAACAUAAGAAAGGGACUUUCUCUGUUGACGCACUUUUUUGGUUGAAUCGUCUCUUAUGCUAUGAGAUGUGGUCACUCUUUUUUUUCUUUUUCUUUUUCUUUUUUUCUUUGUUGAGCCGCGACCGGUUGGAUCACAUAUAGUUCUAUCUCAUGUGUUUUUUUCAGUUUAAGAUCAAACUUACCAGCUCAUGGAUCAGCUGGUAAGCUUGAUCUAUUUGUAUCUUUGCAAUCAAUAUCAUCACGUAGGUUGGUUAUGGCUUACUCCUCUUCUACUCUCAGUUGCUUGACUUGUGAUGAUGCUCCCAUUGUUGACAGAGCUGGGAGAAGACAAUGGAUUGCCAUAGUCCCGGUCAAGGACUGAUGCCCGCCAGCUUCAAGGUGCGGACAGUUCCUCUUGAUGGCGAUGAUUCUGCGACAGAAGAGGUCCUUGAUCCUGAUUUUGGAGAGUCGGCAAUUGGCAGAGUAGCCCCUGUUGAUUCUGGUAAAACUAAUAUGAGAGAACUUCCAGCAUUUCUUUUUCUCUACACGCAUAGUACUAAUACGUCUAGCUGAUAUGUGAGAUCUCUUGCAGGGCUGUGGUGGAUCAUAUUGCUGAGAGCUUAUGGAAAAUUCUCUGGGGAUGUCUCAGUUCAGGAGAGAAUUGACGUCCAGACAGGGAUCAAGAUGAUCUUGAAACUUUGUCUCGCUGAUGGCUUCGAUAUGUUUCCAACAUUAUUGGUGACGGAUGGUUCCUGCAUGAUUGACCGUCGCAUGGGAAUCCACGGCCACCCUUUGGAAAUUCAGGUUUAUUGAUAUAAACCCACAGGCAGGAUCGAUCAUUAGUUUUCUUUUUUCAUAUUCAUGCAUCACUUCCAGCCGUGAUUUAUGAGAAAUGGGUCCGCCUUCACCUUCUGAUGCGUCAAUUUUGCUUCAGGCCCUCUUCUAUUCGGCAUUACUCUGUGCUCGUGAGAUGCUUGCACCGGAAGACGGAUCUGCCGACCUGAUCCGAGCCUUGAAUAACCGGCUUAUAGCGUUAUCCUUUCAUAUCAGGGAGUACUACUGGGUCGAUAUGAAGAAGCUCAAUGAGAUCUACAGGUACAAGACAGAGGAGUACUCUUACGAUGCUAUAAACAAGUUUAACAUCUACCCAGACCAGAUUUCGCCAUGGCUCGUGGAGUGGAUGCCCAGCAAAGGUGGUUACUUGAUCGGAAACCUGCAGCCGGCCCACAUGGAUUUCCGCUUCUUUUCUCUGGGAAACCUGUGGUCCAUUGUGUCCAAUCUCGCAACGGCAAAGCAGUCGCAUGCCAUAUUGGAUCUUGUCGAGGCGAAAUGGUCCGACCUGGUGGGGGACAUGCCUUUCAAGAUUUGCUACCCCGCUCUUGAUGGACAGGAAUGGGCGAUCAUCACAGGCAGCGAUCCAAAGAAUACGUAUGUAUCCAUUUUAUUUUCCCUGAACUUUACGUUGAGAACGCUCCCAUUUGGUUUUUAUAGCGGCAAUAAACCCCUCCGUCUUAAGUAGCCAUUUGGUGACUUUGAGUUGGAUGGCCCAUCCAGUGGUCGGUCGCUCUUGGGCUCAAGGAAACCCCGUUGACGUCGCCCUCACAUGAACAGAGCUCGAAAGUCAACCUGAGAACUCUACACUUGAUAAUGCCCGAAAACCUCUUACCUCCUGGCUCCCAGACUCUCUCUACUAAUGUGGUGAUUUGUGCAGGCCUUGGUCGUACCACAACGGAGGUUCUUGGCCGACGCUGCUCUGGCAGGUGAGCCGCUUCCUCUUCGUCCACGUAAAGUUUGACUUCCUAGAGGGCAUCUUGAACAGUUUGACCCAUACAGUUUGAACAGUUUGACAAAAAUAAUAAUGAUAAUAAUAAUAUUUUUUCCGCCACAUGCACUUACAUGGUUUCUUCAUUCACCCUCUUGGGGACUUGCAGCUCACCGUGGCAUGCAUAAAGAUGAACAGACCCGAGAUUGCCGCGAGGGCCGUGGAGCUCGCCGAGAGCCGGAUAUCCAGGGACAAGUGGCCCGAGUACUACGACACCAAGAGGGCCCGCUUCAUCGGGAAGCAGGCGCGGCUCUACCAGACGUGGUCCAUCGCAGGGUUCCUCGUGGCGAAGCAGCUCCUCGCCAACCCGGACGCCGCCAAGAUGUUCGUGGUCGAGGAGGACGCCGCGCUGGUCAGCGCCAUGAACAGCAUGUUCGGGUCGAGCCCGAGGAGGAAGCGGGGCUCUAAGGCGCCGAAGAACAGCUACAUUAUAUGA
This is a messenger RNA of Spirodela intermedia, 3165 nucleotides long. NCBI's taxonomy places the organism in Eukaryota, Viridiplantae, Streptophyta, Magnoliopsida, Alismatales, Araceae. The record is from the annotation of a GenBank genome assembly.